AAAGGAUCGCAAAAAUGACCUAACAACCGACAGGGUAUAAAAAGAAUAAAAGUGCAAUUACUGAGAUUCUAACGAAAAGUGCAUUGUUCCGUCAUUUCUUACCCAUUGUCAAUACACAUGUCAAAUUAUCAUUAGAGUGUAUGAUACAUUGCUUGGGUACUUGGGGAAAAGGUUAAGGGUACAACGGAUAUGCCUGACCCAGACAAAGUCACAAUGUCGAAAACAGCAGUAUUCAACGGAGACUCUGAUGGUUUUUACGAUCCUAACUUCACCAUGGAUAUAAACAGAAGAAUGAGAGUACCUAAAAGUAUCAGAGUUAGUGGAGAUUACUCGGAUGAUGACGCCAGUACCAAUGGCUCUGGCACCUGGAAUCCACCGAUGCAGAAUGACAAAUUCGAUAUGCGCGUUCCUGACAGGAUUCUCGUUACUGGUCAAGAUCAACAUGUAGGCAUGAAAGCUCCUCCGAUCGAAAUGGCCCUGGAGAAAUCAGUGACACAACCCAUAACUCAUGGAAUGGUGAGAGUACAGACUCCACCGAGGGUUUUGACUCUGGGGGACCAUUUCUUCCCAACUGUUGACGACGGUGACAUGGAAAAUUUUGAGAAUGCCUCAGAACUCAACACAACUUUCUCAAAACCUCCACCUUAUGAAAGCGAGACUCAAAUUGCAAGACGUGCUGCAAGGGAGCAAACUCCGAUAUACAGUUCUCUGGACGUCUCUCUUCCUCCGAGCGAAGAGAUACAGCAUCUGCGUCGUCAAGUCGGCAAGCUCAAUCGUCGAGUGAUGGCAGUCGAACUGGAGAUAGUACAUCGCCAGCAGCGAGAUAAAAUUCUCUAUGCCAUUACGAUCGCAUAUUUCUUCUUGAAGGCAUUCAAUUGGAUCAGUAGAAAUUAAAUCCAGACCCAGAUUACGUUUCCCAUUCCUUUCCCAAACACUUUGGACGAUAAGUACUGUUCCCGGGAGGAAAAGGUCAGUUGAAAGUCGUGAAAAUAAUCUCGGAUCAAUGGUCAACACGAUUUAUUUCAUUCAUCACUCGGACAACCGUGUGAAUCCAAAUUUAGAAGGUCUGAUGAUUCACAUUAGGAUUUAAAUAUCUUUAACUUCAUUUACGAUGAGAUAUUAUGAGAGAACGAUGUGUCCUCGGAGGAAAGUGUACGUGAAAAUUUAUCUACAUGAAAUGAAAAGUUUUUCUCAUUUCUUCUGGAGCGGAUUCCUUAAUACCUGAGAAUUUUCUGUGUUCACCUGGAAUCUUUGACUGGUUUUUUUAAAAUUACGUACUCGUAUCCCCCAGGAUAAGAUCAUUCGAGAAAUCACCAUAUUACAAAUGUGGAAAUACGAACAAUAUAUUUCAUUCACUUGUUAGUAAAGUCAAUACGGUAGAUUUAGUUGAACGAUUUUUUGAAAGUGUUGAUUAGUGAAAUUAUAACUGUUCGAACCAUGAAUACUUUAGUAUUCUAAAGUAUCUUUGACGUGGCUUGUAUUAUGUAUAUAACUUCUGUGACUAUUUCCUCCUCUCGCCAUUUUUAGUUGAAUUAACUAUUGUCUGGAGCGUAUAAGUUUUAUUAUAUGCUCACACGAUCCAAGUUCAUUGGUGAUUUGAGAAAAAACGUUGCAGUGACGUUUUUAUGAAUUGAAACGGAUCGAAAUUGGGUAUGUGAUCAGACGGCAUUUGAUUUUUUUUUUCUAUUACACAGCUCGAAUUACAAUUCGUUAAGAUUUAUUAUUUUCAAAUCAUGUUGAUGGUCAUGAAAAGUUUUGAAAAAGGAAAUGGAGAUUCCUAUUUCUUUGGUAUGAAUUAACAAAUUUUUUUUAUUAAUAUUUUCACAUCACAAUCUAUUCCGUUUUCUGGUGACAUUUUCUUCUCGGUCACAAUUAAUUUCGAUAAUACUGAGAAUAUAAUGAUGAAAUACCUAAUGAAUUGAUGUUUAUAAAUUUUUUGCAAACGUGAUUAGGCGUCUGUAAGUUACUGUAUAUUUUUAUCAUAUGGUAUGCAAGGAUUGAAUAAACGAUUCCCUAAAUAAA
This is a messenger RNA of Fopius arisanus, 2022 nucleotides long. RefSeq names its product transport and golgi organization 11 (gene Tango11). Bases 190 to 894 code for a protein of 234 amino acids. NCBI's taxonomy places the organism in Eukaryota, Metazoa, Arthropoda, Insecta, Hymenoptera, Braconidae. The record is from RefSeq and is a predicted model, not a curated record. The transcript is spliced from 5 exons.